AUGGGUGCAUCAGGCUUAGGUUCUGCUUUAGCAAAUUGCAUUAAUCUCACGAAUUUGACACUUGACCUUGGUUGGAAUGAAAUUGGUGCAAUGGGUGCAUCAGGCUUAGGUUCUGCUUUAGCAAAUUGCAUUAAUCUCAAGAAUUUGACACUUGACCUUCGUGAAAAUAAAAUUGGUGAUGAAGGUGCAUCAGGCUUAGGUUCUACUUUAGCAAAUUGCAUUAAUCUCACGAAUUUGACACUUAACCUUUAUGAAAAUAAAAUUGGUGCAAUGGGUGCAUCAGGCUUAGGUUCUGCUUUAGCAAAUUGCAUUAAUCUCACGAAUUUGACACUUGACCUUGGUUGGAAUGAAAUUGGUGCAAUGGGUGCAUCAGGCUUAGGUUCUGCUUUAGCAAAUUGCAUUAAUCUCUAGAAUUUGACACUUAAACUUGGGUAAAUAGAGUUUAAUUAUUUAGGAUUGUGA
Molecule: messenger RNA, 462 nt
Organism: Tetrahymena thermophila SB210
Lineage: Eukaryota; Ciliophora; Oligohymenophorea; Hymenostomatida; Tetrahymenidae
Exons: 5
Biological process (GO): inflammatory response; positive regulation of transcription by RNA polymerase II; positive regulation of MHC class II biosynthetic process
Molecular function (GO): protein binding
Source: RefSeq, a predicted model, not a curated record